Entrophospora sp. SA101 is the source of this 1673-nucleotide messenger RNA. The record is from the annotation of a GenBank genome assembly. NCBI's taxonomy places the organism in Eukaryota, Fungi, Glomeromycota, Glomeromycetes, Entrophosporales, Entrophosporaceae.
AAAUGGGAACAAAUUUAAAAUCAAAUCAAGAUUUUCAUAAUUCUAUAGAUUUUACAUCAAACAUAUCAUCAACAUCAUCGCUAUCACCUAAUAACAACAUGUCAAAAUCUCGUCCUGAAGAAUAUGAAUUAAUUGAAAAGAAUAUCAUCACGUCCCAAGGCGUCGAAGAACUCUUUGAUAAAGUUUUAAAAUUAGUACAACCUCAACAAAGGAAAUUAUCAAUGUCAAUGUCAAUGUCAUUAUCACCAUCAUUAUCAGCUUCUAUAGCCAGAAACAAACCAUUUUUACAAAAGUCAUCAUUAUCAUCGCCCUCUUCUUUAUUAUCAGCACCAACAGAAAUCGACUUUCAAUGUUAUGGUCUUUUUGCUCAAUCAAAUAUAUCAUUAGGGAAUUUCAUUGCAGAGUAUAAAGGUGAAGUUUGUUUAAAAUCAGACUACAAAGAUAAUCCUACAAAUGGAUACAAAGAUCUUGGCACCACGAAGCCAUAUGUUUUAUUUUAUCCAACAUUAGAUUUGUGUGUAGAUGCUCGUCGUUAUGGAACAUAUGCAAGGUUUGUUAGACGUUCAUGUAAUCCUAAUGCUGAAACACGAACAAUGUAUAUUAAUGAUGGUAUAGUUAAAGAUCGCCAAUUACAUUUGGGUAUAUUUGCCAAAUGUGAUAUAAUGCAAAAUCAAGAAAUAACAGUUGGUUGGAACUGGGAUAAUCAACAUGUUGCUCAUAUUUUUAUAAGGAAAGAUGGCGGUGGUGAUGUUGGUGGUAAAGGAAGAGACAACGAUGAUUUAGAUCAAGUCAUUGAUUUAAAUAAAAGGAUUCAAAUGGGUACCGUCGUUUACAAUUUGUUAAAGUUUACAGAAUGUGCCUGUGAAGAUAAAAAUAAUUGUGUUAUUGAGAAAAUGAAGAAUUACGCAAAGAAACCAAAAGAUGAUUUGACUAAAAAUAAAGAAGGUUAUUAUUUUGACCCGCAACAAAGCAAUAAUCCAUAUAAUAAGAGAAAAAUACAAGUUUCAUCUUAUGCUGAUAAUUCAGGACCUAAACAUAUCAAUUUCACAUUGUCACGUGCAACUUUUGAAUCUUUGACAGAUGAUUUAAUUCAAAAAACUAUUACACCAUGUAAACAGGCAAUGAAAGAUGCUAAUGUUGAUAAAAAAGAUAUCAGGGAAAUAAUUUUAGUUGGUGCACAAGAUAAAGCUACUUCAAAAGAUCAAUCAAUAACGAUUGCUGCAUCAUCUGGAUUAAGUAAACAAGAAAUUGAAAAGAUGAUACACGAAGCUGAAUCACAUGCAGAUGCAGAUCGAUUGAGGAAGGAAAUAGUUGAGGCAACAAAUCAUGCAGAUUCAGUUAUAUAUGAAACUGAAAAAGCAAUGACCGAAUAUCACGAUCGACUCAAUCAAUCAGAAGUUGAUAGUGUUAAAUCUCUAAUUCAGGAGUUACGUGAUAUGGUCGCUAGUUCGCAACACAGUGUUCAAGAUGAAUCUGAUUUGUCAUCAUCGUCAGGUAAAGCUGAAGAUAUUAGAUUGAAAGCUGCCGAUUUACAAAAAGCCAGUUUGAAAUUGUUUGAAGCAAUGUAUAAGGUACAUAUUAUUGUUUGUUUGUUUGUCAGAGGACAAUCUGGUGAAAGUGGUGGUGAGUCAGAAGGUGAAUAUCGAGAUGUUAAAGAUGACAAAGACAAAUAA